AUGGAGACGAAAAUCUGGGAGGAGAAGGUGAACAUGACAUCCAGAAGAGCAUCUGCCCCGUUGUGGUGCCCUAAGGGCGACUCCAUCAGGGUAAUCACAGGCCUGUGGCUCAUGAUUUCGUUCAUCCUGGGCUCAGUCUACAGGAGCAACCUGAUGGCGAUGCUUAUCAUGCCCAGGCUCCGCCUGCCCUUCAACAGCAUCGAGGAACUCAUCAACAGCCGCAUACCCACGUUCGUCAUGAAGGGCAGCAUGCUCAACCAGGCUAUGGAGAGCGCAUCUGAAGGCUCCCCUUUGUACCAGCUGAAGAAGCAGGCCGUCUUCCACAACGACAUCACCCGGCUGUCCAUAGACCUCACACAGGGGAAGAUGGCUGCGUUCUUGGGCAAGAGGGCCUUCUCUUACCUCCUGCACCAGAGGUAUUCGACUAGAGGCUUCUGUGACGUGUACAUCGCCAGAGAAACCGUUUUCGGAGGGACCUCCUUGAGCAUCGCCUUCCCCCUCGGCUCCUCCCUCAAGGCCAAGGUCGAUCCCAUGUGA
Macrobrachium nipponense is the source of this 537-nucleotide messenger RNA. RefSeq lists its product as uncharacterized. The record is from RefSeq and is a predicted model, not a curated record. Lineage: Eukaryota; Metazoa; Arthropoda; Malacostraca; Decapoda; Palaemonidae. The coding region runs from base 1 to 537 and encodes 178 amino acids. Gene Ontology annotation, molecular function: ligand-gated monoatomic ion channel activity. Gene Ontology annotation, cellular component: membrane. The transcript has 4 exons.